AAACAAUUUCAUUAAGUGAAAAAUACGUAGCAGAAAAUAACCCGAAGCCAAAAAAAAACAUCAACAGCCACAGCCCGAGCUAAAGGCAAGUCAAAGUGAUGGCGACACAAGUCCUUGGCAGUGGCAGAACUUGUAUUUAUACCCAAGAAUAAAAAAGGUUUAACUGCACCUCGCCGCAUAAAACUCCGUGAAAAUGAGCGCUGUAGAUGCCAUCAUCAACUAUAAACGCAGUCCCAAUGAGGACUUUUACGCUCUGCUCCACUGCGAUGAGACCUCUUCGCCGGAGCAAAUCCAGGCAGAGUACAAGGCGCUGGCACUUCAGUAUCAUCCGGACAAGAACAGCGGCGACAAGGAGGCGGAGGCCAAGUUCCAGCAGCUAAAGGAGGCCAAGGAGACCUUGUGCGAUCCGGAGAAGCGGGCCGUUUACGACAAGUGGCGCAACAGCGGCAUCUCAAUGAGCUACAAGCAGUGGCUGGGCAUGAAGGAGCACGUCGGCCAGGUGAGAAGAUACACAAUUGCCGAGAAGGUGGAUAAAGAGUCCAUGCAUUGGGCCACACCUAAGACCAAGGACCGCAUGCUACCGGAGACCGGAGCCGCAGCCGGUUUGGGAGGCGCUAGCUGCAGCAGCGGCGGCGGCGGCCUCACAGCCGCCUCCCCAAAUCCAGCCCAUCGACGCGCCUCUGAAGGCGGAGCCGCUCUCUACUACGGCAAUCGCAAAGCCGAGUGGGGCUCUGAGAACACCGAUGUGGCUAAUAAAUUCCGAAACUACGAGAUCUAAGCGACAUUCAAAGAAUGUUGUGACGUGUUGUAGACGUGAUGAUUAUCGUUGCUAAGAGAUAAACUUGGACAGAGUCGAGCAGAGUACAUUUUAGGCAUAUUUUUAGCCCCUCAGAGGGCAGUAUAUCUCGAUGUGAAUUUGAAUAACACAUAUUCCAAUUACAAAUAUUAUUGAACAAAACAAAUACAAGACAUAUACUAAGCGACAAAAUAUAUAUAUCGAAAGAGCAUGGAGUAUUGACAAGCGAAGUUACGCAAACUACAAAAUAUUAUUAACCAACUCUACUUACAUACAUAUAUACACAUAAUAUAUAAAGGAGUACGUUGUUCUAUAUACAGGCAUAGUACAUAUAUUGAUGUGAAAUUAUAGCGUGCGUUGCAAACAAAUUAUAUAAAUGUUUAUAGGUGUAUAAAAAUAUGAAAAAUGGUAAUUAUAUAUAAAAGAAACUGUAAUUUCAAUAAACACACGGCUUGGAUGCGACGAGAGGUUAAAGUUAAGCUUAAGUGACACAUUUAAAAGAAAUUAGUCAAAUUUUAAAUGUAUUUUUCAGUGGUUAAUGUCAAAAUGACUCACAUAUACAAGCACACACUAUAUAAUGAAUAUAUUUAUCUACAACUAUUUGUAUAUUGAUGUUUGUAUGUACCAUGUGCCCCUAUAAGACAAUCCCUUUGGAAGUGUUUACCAGUGCACUAAAAAAAAAAUUGAUAACUCUAACUAAACCUAGCAUCAAAAUGCCCACCACACAGAACUUAUUUAAUGAGAAAAAGUAAAAAAAAAAUCCCUACAAAAGCGAAUUUAACAACUAUAUACACACACAAGAAAUUGCAUGGUCAAAAAAAAAACAAAAAAGAAAAUUAAAAAAAAAACUUUCACUUGGUGUCCUUUAAUAUGCAAACCCAAAAUUUGCAAACAAAACUAAAUAACUAAACUAUUUUAUUUAUUUACGAGAAAGAAGAGUCACUCGAAGACUAGCUUAAAAAUAAAUACCUAAACA
Molecule: messenger RNA, 1772 nt
Organism: Drosophila hydei
Lineage: Eukaryota; Metazoa; Arthropoda; Insecta; Diptera; Drosophilidae
Gene: jdp
Product: J domain-containing protein
Exons: 5
Coding region: 194-778 (194 amino acids)
Cellular component (GO): cytoplasm
Source: RefSeq, a predicted model, not a curated record